Messenger RNA from Adineta steineri, 2191 nucleotides. The record is from the annotation of a GenBank genome assembly. NCBI's taxonomy places the organism in Eukaryota, Metazoa, Rotifera, Eurotatoria, Adinetida, Adinetidae.
CACCAAAACUUAAAUUAGAUUUGUGAUAAAUAUUCGACAUUAUUAUUUCUCUUUGUAUAUUCAAUGUGAUAUAAAACGAGAGAAAGAUCAAUUACAGUGAAAAUAAAAAAAACAAAAACUCUAAAUCAUACGAAUGGAAAUCACUUAAAACAAUUAUUCUCUCAUACAACACAUUGUAUAUAAAUGUUUGUUUGUUUUUAUAAAACAGUAUAUGUUAUUUCUUUCGUGUGUAUGUCUCUUUUUUCUUUCUUUCUUUUUUUCUGUCUCUCUCUCUCUGUAUUUCUCUUGAUUCUUCUUUAUAUGUGUGUUGGUACUUUGAUUUUUCCGUAGAAUGUAUAUUCAAGAAAACAAACAUUCAUAGAGAAAAAAGAAAAAAACAAAAGCAUCUUCAUAUAGCUCAGAAAAAAAACAUUUUUGUUUGUCUUUUUCUUUUAUAUCUUUACCUUAAAAAUCAAGAAUGAACGAUAAAGACUUUUUUGUUUCUUUGUAUUUUAAGAUUAUGCCACCGAAACGAACCGCAAAUAAUGCCGCUUCUGCAGGUGGUCGAAAGAAAGGUGGUGCAGCUUCAUUAUAUGAAUUAGCUGAACCAUUUACAAAUGGAACUAUUCUAACAGAUCUUUGUCGUAAAACUUGGACAAUUGGUAAAACAAUUGGACAAGGUGGUUUCGGUUGUAUAUAUGAAUGUCGUAGUACAUCAUCAAGCACUCCAAUCUAUGUUGUUAAAGUUGAACCAGAUUCAAAUGGUCCACUUUUUUGUGAAAUGCAUUUUUAUUUACAAUUAGGAAAGAAAACUUUACAAGAUACAUUUAUUAAAGCCAAUCAACUUGAUCAUUUAGGUGUACCACAAUUAAUAGCUCAUGGAAUGCAUGAUAGUCUAACAAGUAAACGUCGUUAUCGAUUUUUAGUUAUUCCACGUUAUAAACAAACACUUGCUGAUGAACUUCAAUUAACAAGUACAAAUAUUGGUCAUUGUCUUAAUGAAAAACGUGUACAAGCAAUUGGUAAACAAAUGCUUGAUAUUUUUGAAUAUAUACAUUCACAUGGUUAUGUACAUGCUGAUAUUAAAGCGGAAAAUAUUCUUUUGAAUGAUUCUGUACAUAUUUAUUUACUUGAUUAUGGUCUUAGUCGUAAAGCGUCAUUACAAUAUGAAGAAAAAGUUCAACGAAGACAUGAAGGUACAUUAGAAUUUACUUCAUUAGAUGUACAUCGUGGUGCUGUACCAUCAUUUCGUGGUGAUUUAGAAAUUCUUUUUUAUAAUAUGUUACAUUGGCUUGGUGCAAGUUUACCAUGGAUAAAAUUAACGGAUGGUGCACGUGUUCAACAAGAAAAAAUGACGGCACGUAGUGAUCCAUCAGGUUUUGUUCGAAAUGUAUUUACCAAUAAAAAACCAGUAUCAUCUAAAAUGAUGGAAAGUUUAAUACAAUUUUUUCGUGAAAUUAUUCAAAUGAAUUAUUCGGAUAAAGGUGAUUAUCAACGAUUAAGAGAAAUUAUAAGUGGAAAAGCUCGUCAACGACGUUCAUCAAUUGGUGCUAUUUCAUCAAGAAAACCAGUAGUUCAUGUAGAAAAUGAUGAUGAUGAUAAUGAUGAUGAUGAUGAUGAAGAAGUAAAAGAAAUUGAACAACUACCAAAACGAAAGUCACCACGUCAUCCAGCAGCAACAACAACAACAACAACAAUGUUAUCAACAUCAACAUCAACUACUCGAGCUCGAAGUGUUUCACGUGAUCGUGAUCGAAGAAAAAGUCGAAAUGAAAUACGUUCACCAUCACCACCAAUACAAAUACUUUCUGCACGUACGCCAACAUUCAAACUGAUCGAUGCAUUACCAAAUCCAUCAACCAGAAACAAAGUGUCUCGGUAUGAUAUUGAAGAUGAUGAAAAUGAUAUUGAUAUGAGUACUAUUCGUAAUCCAAAAUUAAGUUCAACACGUAUUGAACGACCAGCUCGAAUUCAUGCACCAAUACCAACACCACCGGCACCGAAAGUAACAAAUGAUUAUUAUAAUAAAAUAGCAAAUCGUAAUACUCAUGAUGCAAUACGUAAUAAACAAUCCAUUCCAACAACAACAACUGUUCGAUCAGAUACUACUCCAAAAGGUGAUAGACCAAAUUCCAAUAUUAUUGACAAGGUACUUGCUGGUAUACCAUUAACAGAUAAAGAAAUUCGUAGUGUUCUUCAUCGACAAAAAUAA